UGUGUAACUACAAGUACCCCUGUAGUGUUGAGCAAUAAACGGUGUAACAAGUGGAUUUCUGACUUUGACUUGAACACAUUAUCCGUUUAACGAGAGAGGUGCCUGGCACCUACCUAAAUAAAUUCUUGGUUCUCUGUUGCUCUGAGCCGAAACCUAUCCACGUCCGCCUGUUGAAGUCUCGCUGGACAUCUGUUGGUGGUCCCUCAGACCAUCAUCCAGCCAAUACUACAAUAGCGUUCCCAACUAAGGCCCAGUGUAUGGUGUUGUUUGAGUGAACAGUUUGUAAAGUCAUAAUUUUAAAUAGUUGGUUUGAUUGUAAGCAAAAAAAUGGGAAACAAGAAAAGGCGUAAACCACGAUUGUCAGUAAAGUUGAUGCGGAAACGUAUUUCUCGUUAUGCAAAUGCUGUUAGAUUCCAAAAAAUACAGCAAAAUAGGAGCGAUGCUGAUGAGCACUCUGCAAAAGCUAGCGAGACGAGUCCUGUUGCACAGAGUAGUGCGGACACAGAGACAUACCUUACUACCCCUAUUCGUUUUGAGAAUGAUAACGAUGAUGUGUGUACUAGUACACCCAAUGUCAUUUUAUCUACUGAACCUGAACCACGCAGCAAAUGGCUUGAAGUUAUAGGAAGGCCUGAUUUAAUGUCUAUUCAAACAAAACCAAAGAGUCAUACUGUUUGCUCGUUACAUUUUGAUAAAACCAUGAUCAAGAACUUACCACAGUUGAAAAGUGAUGCUGUGCCCACUAUAUCACUUCCAAAUGCACCAAGUACUUCUGAUAUCAACACUAAUGCAAACUGUAAAGAUGUAUCAACUCAAACGGAAGAAGCGUUCAUCGAAAUUUUUUCUACAGUAUCUAUUAAGCGUCCUGGUUCAAAGUCUUCACGUGGACAAGCUGCAUCGAGCAAUGAUAUGGAUAAAACUACACAAACAUCACACACUCUUUUACCUACGACACCAAUAAAACAUAAGCUUCAAGGUGCGGAACUUGGAAGUGGAGGAUGCAUUUGCAAAUUUUGCCAAAGAGAAAUUAUUGGGUUCCGCUACACUUGCGUGCAAUGCGAAGACGUGGAAUUGUGCAGUGCCUGCGAGGCGAAAGACAGACAUUGCCUGCACUACGUGUUGAGGAUACCUGAGUCCCGGCCUCAGGAAGAGGUCGAGAGAGUGUUGUGCCGCAUCCGCCACGAGCUGAAGGCGGGGCUUCAGCCCGUCGCCGCCAAAGGUGCUAACGACAGCGACAAGACUGACGACACCCACAAGGCUGACAACACCCACGACCCUGCGGACACCGUAAAUGCGGACACCGUAAACGCUGACAGCGUCAAAGUGGAAGUGAAGGAAGAACCAGAUCCUGGGCCUGAUCCACUCCAAGAUUCCUCCCUCAAUACUGCUUACGAUUUGGAACUUACAAGCGAACUGGACAUCAAAAUCGAAAAGGAAUGGCUGGAUGAAGAGAUUAAAGAGGAGAUGAAAGAAGAGAACUUCGCCGUGUUCACGCACUCCGCAGUUGAAGCUACAAGAGAUAAGAUACCCCAGAAACGACCCUCGCAUAACAUUACCACAAUACCUGAAAAGAAACCAUAUUUUAGUAUAGAAAGCAAUGCAUCCAGCUGCAGUGGAUCAGGGGUUCACAUAGACAAGAAUUUAAAAUUAUUAACCAAACCUCCACUUCGAUUGAACGAAUCGUCAAAUUUUGAAAUUCACAAACAUGCGUCGGGAGGGCAAAUAAACAAAGCUACCCUACCCCAGGGCAACGAAGAAGGAAGUUCUGUCAAGAAGAAAAAUAAUUAGCUCUAGUUUUAGUUUUAUUUGUAUUUUCGUUUGUAAACGGGCAGCUCGAAGUUUCAUAAUAUUUGCAGUUCUAUUUUUAAAGUCGGAACUAAU
This is a messenger RNA of Hyposmocoma kahamanoa, 1881 nucleotides long. RefSeq lists its product as uncharacterized. Gene Ontology annotation, cellular component: amphisome; aggresome. The transcript is spliced from 12 exons. Gene Ontology annotation, biological process: mitophagy; endosome organization; aggrephagy. Gene Ontology annotation, molecular function: zinc ion binding; protein kinase C binding; K63-linked polyubiquitin modification-dependent protein binding. Lineage: Eukaryota; Metazoa; Arthropoda; Insecta; Lepidoptera; Cosmopterigidae. The record is from RefSeq and is a predicted model, not a curated record. Bases 328 to 1788 code for a protein of 486 amino acids.